This is a messenger RNA of Nilaparvata lugens (brown planthopper), 841 nucleotides long. RefSeq names its product transmembrane protein 107-like. The transcript is spliced from 3 exons. Gene Ontology annotation, biological process: protein localization to ciliary transition zone; non-motile cilium assembly. Gene Ontology annotation, cellular component: MKS complex. The coding region runs from base 56 to 331 and encodes 91 amino acids. NCBI's taxonomy places the organism in Eukaryota, Metazoa, Arthropoda, Insecta, Hemiptera, Delphacidae. The record is from RefSeq and is a predicted model, not a curated record.
AGUAGUCACGGCUUCACUCCCUUAUGACUAUGAAGAGGAUGAAAAUUAUCAGAGUAUGAAAAAUUUCGAAAUUCUGAUCGUACUAUCUUUGGCAAUCGGAUUACUGGCUAUUGAAUUAACCGGAUUUAUUUUUGGGUUAUCAAUGUUCAUGCCAGCUGCCUCUGUUCUAUCCAUAGGAUGUCACGCAUCAGCUGCCAUAGCUCUGUCCUAUGCUCUGUUCGACAGCUGGGAUAGCUCUAUCUACUGGACAGUAUUCGCUCUCUUUUCAGUGCCUCCUGGAUUGGUUGAAGUUAUAAAUGCAGUCAACAUAUUGGUGCUAAAACGCGUCUAAACCAGUCGCCAUUUUGUGUCCAAUUUGAAAGGACUUGGUUCAUUAACUAACAAAGUAUUAUUAUCUAUAAAUAUUAUGUGAUCGAUCAUCUCUUCAACAAAUUCAACUAACUGUUAAUUUUCUGUCUCUAAUUUGAAAGGACUUUGUAAAACAGGUCUGAAUAGUCGCCAUUUUGUGUCCAAUUUGAAAGGACUUGGUUCAUUAACUAAAAAAGUAUGUUUAUCUUUAAAUAUUAUGUGAUCGAUCAUCUCUUCAACAAAUUCAACUAACUGUUAAUUUUGUGUCUCUAAUUUGAAAGGACUUUGUAGAACGCAUCUAUUACAGUCGCCAUUUUGUGUCUAAUUUGAAAGGAAUUUGUUCGUUUACUAACAAUGUAUUUUUAUCGAUAAAUAAUAUGUGAACAAAGAGUUAAUUUGUCAAUAAAUAUUUUGUAAUCUAAUAGGAAGGAAUUGGCUUUUAAUUUUACGGGAUAAGAGAUGAUAUUUAAGGAUUAUUUUGUGUGUAACUGAA